Molecule: messenger RNA, 1867 nt
Organism: Alosa alosa (allis shad)
Lineage: Eukaryota; Metazoa; Chordata; Actinopteri; Clupeiformes; Clupeidae
Exons: 1
Coding region: 1-1794 (597 amino acids)
Molecular function (GO): nucleic acid binding
Source: RefSeq, a predicted model, not a curated record
AUGCUACGGCAGGAGAAGCCAGGGAAGAGGGCGGCGUUCCUGGAAAGGUCGAAAAUCUGCCGAAAAUUUAACUUUGCUCAGUGUAAGCCAAUCCUCCUGCCCGUUACCUCCGUUUGCAGCUACUGCGCAGGCGCCCAUGCCAAGUCAGUCUGUUCCGCACUCAAGAACAUAAAUAAAAAGUUUAAAAAGUACCUCUCUACUCCAAUCAUUGUUUCUGCUCUCCAUUCAGAACUUCAGUCCAAUCGAAAUAGGGAAUUUUGCGACUAUUUGACUUUGGGGUUGACGCAUGGGUUCCAUCCAGGUGUUUUAGCAAGACCUACAGAGUCUUUCGUUUGUAAAAACCUACAAUCUGCCGUCAAAGAUCCGGAGGUAGUCACCUCACUCCUAAGCAAAGAGGUUGAAUCUGGUUUUAUGAUCGGUCCGUUCACCAAGCCUCCAUUCCCAGUCUACAGGAUCAACCCCAUAGGCGUAGCUACGCGCAAAUACUCAGGGAAAAAGAGACUUAUCAUCGACCUCUCAGCUCCGCACAAUAGUACCAUUCCCAGCAUUAACAGUUUGAUUCCACUAGAAGAGUUCUCGCUGCACUACCACUCCGUUGACGACGCUAUCGCUCUGAUCAAAAAGGCAGGUAGACGUUGCUGGCUAGCUAAAGCGGACAUCACCUCAGCCUUCAAAGUCAUGCCCAUUGAUCUCGAAUUCUGGCACCUCUUCGGAGUCAAAUGGCAUAGGAGAUACUAUUUUGCAGUUCGCCUCACCUUCGGCUGCCGCAGCAGUCCCAAAAUUUUUGAUACGCUAUCAGAAGCCCUGUGCUGGAUUCUCCUAAAUAAUUAUAAGCUCCCAUUUCUCGUUCAUCUUCUGGAUGACUUUCUAGUAGUUAUCCCCCAUUCCUACCCACCGGCCCUAGGCAUUUCUACGCUAAUUGACGUAUUCAACAAACUGGGAGUCCCACUCUCAGAAGAGAAGACGUGCGGUCCCUUAUCCAGACUCAAAUUCCUCGACAUCAUUUUAGAUACCGAAGAAUUCUCUUCAUCUCUCCCUAAAGAGAAAAAAGACAGAAUCUCUUUACUGUUGAACGAGUUUAUAACCUCACCAUCUCACACCAAACAAGAAAUUCUCUCCCUUCUAGGCCACCUCAAUUUCGCCAUGCGAAUCAUUCCCCAGGGCCGCCCUUUCAUCUCGCAUCUCCUAAACUGCGCCUCAGCAACCCCAUCUCUCGAAGACGUAGUAUCUCUAGAUGCCCAGUGCCUGGCCGAUCUCAAACUCUGGAGGAUGUGUUUAGACGAAUGGAAUGGUCUGUGCAUGUUCUACGACGACUGCCAAUCAUCUCCAGAAGACCUCCAGUUGUACACAGACGCAGCCCCCUCAAUAGGCUUCGGAGGCUUUUUCAAAGGGCGCUGGUUUGCAUCCCCUUGGGCACUAGAGUUCAGAGAGCUAAUAACGGAAAAUGAAUCGUCAGCCGUGUUCGAACUCUACCCCGUAGUCAUUGCGGCCCUACUCUGGGGGAAGGAGUGGACCUCCAAGAGCGUGCUAAUCCACAGCGACAACGAAGCCGUAGUGCACGUCAUAAAUAACUCGCGCUCAAAAUCGUCUGCGCUUUCCCCUCUUAUUAGGCGUCUAAUCUGGAUAGCAGCCAGCUACCAGUUCAUUAUAAGAGCCGCGCACGUCCCCGGUUGCCACAAUGAAAUUGCUGACUCUCUUUCUCGUCUUAAUUUCCAGAGAUUCAGAAGCUUGGCUCCAGAGGCGGACCCGUACCCUACUCCACUCCCCAGCUUUUCGGAGACCAUCUUCCUAUAAACCACCCCCUCAGCUAUCUUCAGCCCAUCACGGCCGACCUAGCCCUCCAAGCCCUCGCACCCAGGACCAUGCA